This is a messenger RNA of Strigops habroptila (Kakapo), 801 nucleotides long. Its product is annotated as leucine-rich repeat-containing protein 30-like. Lineage: Eukaryota; Metazoa; Chordata; Aves; Psittaciformes; Psittacidae. The transcript has a single exon. The record is from RefSeq and is a predicted model, not a curated record. Gene Ontology annotation, molecular function: protein binding. The coding region runs from base 1 to 801 and encodes 266 amino acids.
AUGGAUACAGCCACCUCAUUAGGAUGUGCCUCUAGAGGCCCUGAUCCACUCUGCAGGUACAUUACAGACCAUGAUCCAAAGUAUGAAGGGAAGAAGAAACUCAAGAUCUCAGGCAGAGAGCUGGUGUCAUUUCCUGAGCAGGUCUUUGGCUUGCACCAGUUGCAGGAUCUAGAGAUGAGCCCAGAAUGUGAGAGCUGCCUGAGGUACCAGAUGGACCUGCUGCCCCAGGACAUCAGCUGCCUGCAGCACCUCACCUGCCUCUACGUGGACUCCAACAACCUGAAGACAAUCCCUGCUGAAAUUGGCAAUUUGAGUCACUUGGAGAGGCUCACUCUGAGCAACAACAGCCUGAGCUCACUGCCCCCAGAGAUGGGGGCACUCCAAAGGCUGUGCAGCUGCCACCUUGCCAACAACAGCCUCACUGAGCUGCCUGCACCCCUCUGCCAGCUCAGGAGCCUCACAUUUCCGGAUAUGAGUGACAACAGAAUAGGCACAGUCCCCUCCAGCAUUUGGCAUGUGGAAAAACUGGAGACGUUGCUGUUGCUCUUCAACUCACUGGAGGGUCUGCCUGAGGAUGUCUGUCUUCUAAGGAACCUGCACACACUUUGGUUGGGAAACAACCAUCUACGGUCCCUUCUGGCAUCUUUUGGAGAGCUGGUGAACCUGGACUGGGGAUACAACUACUAUUCAUGCAAUUUUGAAGGGAAUCCACUGGAAUGUCUUCCCCCUGAACUCUGCAGCAGAGGUCCUGAAAAGAUCAGAGGCUAUUUCUUGUCAUUUCAUAGGACUCAGAGAAACUAG